GUGCUCGAUCAUUUUGCUUUCGUAUAUGCCAUUUGCAAAAAUGAGGGGUUAAAAAGAAAUCUUGACAUAUAAAAAAAAUGGAAAAUCAAAAUUAGCAAUUUCGUACGUAAAGAGCACCCUGUAUAUACACUGUUGUAAUAACAACCACAGCCGACUUUAAACAUGUUAUGUUACAUAACCUCACUUUCAUUUAUUAAAAACCCCCAAAUUCAAAUAUGGAUUUAGAACAUGAAGACCUAACUUUGGCCCCCUGUAAAUACGAGUAUCUCGACCACACUGCCGACGUACAAUUGCACGCGUGGGGCGAUACCUUGAAGGAGGCGUUCGAGCAAUGCGGCAUGGCGAUGUUCGGCUACAUGACGACGCUGUCGACGGUCGAAAUCCGGGACGUGCACACGAUCGAGGCGAGCGGUCACGAUCUCGAAAGUUUACUGUUUCACUUUCUCGACGAGCUGCUCUUCCUGUUCAGCUGCGAUCCGUUUUUGAUCUGCAGCAAGCUCGUGAUAACCGAAUUCAAGACGGAAGGCGAGGAGCUUUCCGUAAGCUGCAAGUGCUACGGGGAGGAGUUUACGUUGGGGAAGCAUCCUCAGGGUACCGAGGUGAAGGCGAUCACUUAUUCCGCAAUGCAAAUUGUCGCCGAACCCGAGCGGAAUGAAUACGAGGUGUUUGUUAUAAUUGAUAUUUAGUGUAAUUCGAGUUUUUAAUCUGUGAUACACACAGGCUCUGCUUGGAUGUGAUUAAAGUAACUUUUAUUUUUA
This is a messenger RNA of Photinus pyralis (common eastern firefly), 758 nucleotides long. Its product is annotated as protein archease-like. Bases 216 to 686 code for a protein of 156 amino acids. Gene Ontology annotation, cellular component: tRNA-splicing ligase complex. The record is from RefSeq and is a predicted model, not a curated record. Lineage: Eukaryota; Metazoa; Arthropoda; Insecta; Coleoptera; Lampyridae. Gene Ontology annotation, biological process: tRNA splicing, via endonucleolytic cleavage and ligation. The transcript is spliced from 3 exons.